AUGUCGACAUCGAGCAACAAGCCCCCCUGGACCCUAGAAGCCAAAGCCAAAUACAGCUCAUUUGACGGCCCUCGCGCAGCGCAGUACUUCGGCCUCGAACCCCUCAAGCCCCCUCCCUUCUUCCCAAUCAUGAGUCUCCUCCCCAUGCGCUGCAUGCUCUACAUCAAAGCCCACUUUCCCGCCGCACGCUACGAGGACCAAUUCGGAGAGCUCUGGCAAUGCUACUGGCGCGAAGCCAUGGACAUCUCGAAGCCGGACAUCAUGGCUAAAUGUCUUGCACGGCACUUCAGUGAGGACGAGGUGAAGGCGAUUCUUGCCGGUGGCACGUCAGCGGAGUACAAGAAGAUGCUGACGGAUGAGACGGCGAGGUUGGUGGGCAAGGGGGCGUUUGGGGCGCCGUGGUUUUGUGUUACGAGACAGGAUGGGGUGGAGGAGCCGUUUUUCGGGAGCGAUAGGUUUCCGUUUAUGUUGAGGUAUUUGGGUGUGCCGUUCGAUGAUAUUAAGAUUAGGGAGAAGGAGGGGAAGGCGAGGUUGUGA
Messenger RNA from Saxophila tyrrhenica, 537 nucleotides. RefSeq lists its product as uncharacterized. Gene Ontology annotation, cellular component: peroxisome; mitochondrion. NCBI's taxonomy places the organism in Eukaryota, Fungi, Ascomycota, Dothideomycetes, Mycosphaerellales, Extremaceae. The transcript is spliced from 2 exons. The coding region runs from base 1 to 537 and encodes 178 amino acids. Gene Ontology annotation, molecular function: glutathione transferase activity; glutathione peroxidase activity. The record is from RefSeq and is a predicted model, not a curated record. Gene Ontology annotation, biological process: glutathione metabolic process.